Molecule: messenger RNA, 228 nt
Organism: Linum trigynum
Lineage: Eukaryota; Viridiplantae; Streptophyta; Magnoliopsida; Malpighiales; Linaceae
Source: the annotation of a GenBank genome assembly
AUGAGCCAUACAGGGACAGCGAGAAGAAAAAAAUGGCUCCCGAGAAUUCCUGCCGCCUUUGCUUUGGCUCCCGACAACAAGCCACCUCUCGAUCGGAUCAAUAAGCGCCAUCUGCCGCCUUGGCCUACCGAGAGCGAGCCACCUCGUGCUUCCUGCUGCCUUGCUUUCCCAAAUGCAUCGGCGACGAUAACCAUGACUGAUGGGACGAGGAGCAAGCAGCUCUCCUAG